Molecule: messenger RNA, 1488 nt
Organism: Solanum dulcamara
Lineage: Eukaryota; Viridiplantae; Streptophyta; Magnoliopsida; Solanales; Solanaceae
Product: serine carboxypeptidase-like 3
Exons: 14
Coding region: 1-1419 (472 amino acids)
Biological process (GO): secondary metabolic process; proteolysis
Molecular function (GO): serine-type carboxypeptidase activity; acyltransferase activity, transferring groups other than amino-acyl groups
Source: RefSeq, a predicted model, not a curated record
AUGUUUCAUUUUCUUUUUCUUCUUACUUUAUUUCUACAUGUACAAAGUAUUCCUGAGAAUAGCUCAAUUGUUGAACUUCUUCCUGGUUUUGAUGGCCCUCUUCCUUUUUAUCUUGAGACUGGAUACAUUGGAGUUGACAAAUCUGAGGAAGUACAACUAUUUUAUUACUUUGUUAAAUCAGAAUCAGACUCCAAGAAAGAUCCCUUCUUGCUAUGGAUAACGGGAGGGCCCGGUUGCUCAUCCUUCACAGGAUUGGUUUACGAAGUAGGUCCAUUGGCUUUUGGCCAAAAGGCAUACAAUGGAAGCCUACCAAUUCUUGUUUCAAGACCAUAUUCAUGGACAAAGUUUGCAAGCAUACUUUUCUUGGAACAACCUUUAAAUACUGGGUUCUCAUAUGCAACAACUUCAAUGGGGCACAAUUAUACUGAUCUACAAGCAUGCGAUCAGGUCUAUGAAUUUUUACGAAAGUGGUUCAUUUAUCAUCCAAGAUUCAUUUCGAACCCUUUCUAUGUUUCUGGGGACUCAUAUGCAGGCAUUACAGUUCCAGUUGUUGUUCAACUAAUAUCAAAUGGAAUUGAAGCAGGCAAAGAGCCAUUAAUCAACCUCAAGGGCUAUUCACUUGGAAAUCCAAAAACAUUUCCUGAAGAAAUCAAUUACCAAAUUCCUUUCUGUCAUGGUAUGGGGCUAAUAUCUGACGAACUUUAUGAGUCGUUGAAAGAGACUUGCAAAGGCGAAUACCGAAAUAUAAAAUCUACCAAUAGAUUAUGUUCAGAAAACUUUAAAAUGUUUAAGAAGGUAAGAUUUACCUUUUUGUGUCUUGUGAGUGGUAUAUGUAAUGAGCAAAUACUAGAGCCUUUCUGCGGAACAUACGAAGAACCAAACUCGCGCCAAUCGUCAAGUGAAAGAAGGUUUCUUGGAGAGAAUUUCAUCGUUCUAAAACAUGAUGACUUUAUCUAUCGAGGAAUAAGUCGGGUCGCCAUACACAAUCUCUCCGUUCAUUGGGCAAAUGACCCAAGAGUUCAAGAGGCUCUCCAUGUUAGAAAGGGAACUAUAAAAAGACCAUGGGCCAGAUGUAGGCAAAGUAUUGGGGAUAAAAGUUACAUAAUUACUUUCAUGAAUAGUAUACCUUACCAUGUAAACCUUAGUUCAAAAGGUUAUCGAUCACUUAUAUACAGUGGCGAUCAUGAUAUGGUUGUUCCUUUCCAAUCAACGCAAGCAUGGAUAAAGUAUCUAAAUUAUUCUAUUAUUGAUGAUUGGCGUCCAUGGAUGGUUGAUGGAAAAAUUGCAGGUUACACAAGGUCUUUCUCUAAUCAUAUGACAUAUGCAACAGUAAAGGGAGGAGGGCACACAACUUCAGAGGACAAAUGUGAGGAGAGCUUUCAUAUGUUUAAAAGAUGGAUAGCUCAACAACCUUUGUAACCUUUUUAAUUAGUUCAAUAUAUAUUUUUUUGAAUAUCAUGAAAGUAUUAUUCUCUUUAAGUUGAUCCG